Messenger RNA from Oppia nitens, 4164 nucleotides. It is a transcript of the gene mim, whose product is annotated as alpha-protein kinase 1-like. Bases 701 to 3967 code for a protein of 1088 amino acids. Gene Ontology annotation, biological process: cell projection assembly; plasma membrane organization. The record is from RefSeq and is a predicted model, not a curated record. NCBI's taxonomy places the organism in Eukaryota, Metazoa, Arthropoda, Arachnida, Sarcoptiformes, Oppiidae. The transcript is spliced from 6 exons. Gene Ontology annotation, molecular function: phospholipid binding; actin binding. Gene Ontology annotation, cellular component: actin cytoskeleton; cytoplasmic side of plasma membrane.
AGAAAUACAGCUUUUUUAAAAUACAUUACUGUCGUUGCCAUUCAUGCCUUUCCAUGUAAUUCAUAUGAAUCUCUCUGUUAUAGUCGACUCCUCAGCUCUGGUAGUACUGUAAUUGUGUGACAGUCUCUCUAAUAUUAAACUCAAUGUAUGUGCGAGUAUUGAAUGUGGAUAUACUGUACAACACUCACAACACACACACACACUGUAGGCCUAACUACACAUGAAUUGAGUAUAUUUUCGAUGCAAAUAUCGAUUCAAUAGUGAAGUCAUUGUUUUGUCUUCAAGUCAUUCAUUCAAUCAAUUAAAUGCUGCUUACCUUUGGAUCCAUUGGGGUGACAGUCACCCACAGUGACCACCAAUUGGUGUGAUAACAGUGUUAACACAUCUAAUCAUUUGGUGUGUCUUAUAGUGAAAGUCUGUUAAAGACAUUAUAGUGUAUAUGAAGUGUCGUCUGUGAGUUGAGCCCACACUUUAAGCAAUGCAUCGAUGACUUCAAUACAUCUCUCGUUUGUCUUCACCGGAAGUCAUUGCCAUUGUCUCGACUAAUACACACUUUUAUCUUCACUCAUAAAAUAAACCAAAUCUAAUAGAUAUCUUUGUCAUCGAUAACCAAACCAAUUGACAACAAAAUUUAAUUACCGAUUUGAUUGAUCCGAUUUGAUUGAUUAUCACCGCAAUUGACAUCAAAAUUGAAGACCAAAUGGAGCCCCAGUUUGUCGUUGAAAGAGAUUGCAGUGCAUUGGGUGGUCUCUUCCAGAUAAUCAUCAACGACAUGAAGUCGGGAACUGGAAAUUGGGACGACUUUGUUGUUAAAGCCACCAAAUUUCAGACACAACUCAAAGCAACGAUAGCCGCGUCGACAGCAUUUCUCGAUGCCUUUCAAAAGAUUGCUGAUAUGGCGACCAGUGCUCGAGGUGGCACUAAAGAGAUAGGAACGGCAUUAACUCGUAUAUGCCUUCGUCACCGAUCAGUUGAGGCCAGACUUAAGACAUUUACGAGUGCUAUAAUGGAUUGUCUGAUUUUACCACUUCAAGACAGAAUUGAAGAGUGGAAGAAGACAUGCGGACUGUUAGAUAAAGAGCACUCAAAAGAAUACAAACGUUUGAGACAAGAGUUGAAAAAGAAAACUCUUGACCCCAUAUAUGCCUCAACUUCUAAUACAUUAAGAUUUAAAAAACAUGUGAGAAAUAAGAUGAAAAUGGAUCCAAACAACUGGAAUAGUCUUAACUCAAUGUCCCGAUCCAUGGACUCUAUGGAAGCCAGUGAGAAGUUGUUUAUUUUUGAGGAAAUGGAGAAAAAAGCAGUCCGUCGGGCACUUAUUGAGGAAAGGAGUCGUUUUUGUCUAUUUGUUAACUUUUUGCGUCCUGUUGUUGAAGAGGAGCUGGCAAUGCUUCAGGAGGUAACACAUCUCCAAGAAAUAAUGGACUCACUCUGCAAAUUGACUGCCGAUCCAUAUUCACUACCGACUGCCAGUGAAUUAGUUAUUUCAGAUUUAAGACUCAGUACAUCCGAUACCAUCGCGUUCACACUACAGACACCUCCCAGUAGUCCUUCAUCCUUUGGUUCCCGCAAAUCAAGUAUGUGUUCAAUCAGCAGCUUUAACAGCUCUUCCAGUGGUAGCACUCAUUCACCGUCACAUAACUGCCGAUAUCGUUCCCUCUCUCAGCCAAGUGUAGGACCGGGUCCUGUGUUUCGUCACACUAGUAUAUCUUCACAAGAUUCUGGGUUUAUGUCACAGGACUAUAAUGUUAUACAUUACGCACAGUUACCAUUUAUAUAUACCACUCCCAUGACAUAUGUCAAUCAAUUUAAGAAUAAUGAGGUUUCGAGUCUCUCUGAACAAAGUAGCGGCAGUACUUCGAGCACAUCCAGUAUUCCUGCCUCUAAUAAACGCACCGAUACGAUGGCUAAUAGAUCCCAUAGUAUUAAUGCUUACGAUACAAACCGAUGUCUUUCAAAAUCAUAUGAUUCACAAUCACUUAAAAUAACAAAUGCUUGUGAAGAAAGUGUGGUCCCACUUCUGAACAAUCAAAACAAUUACAGUUCAUCAACACUUGUAUUACAGACACAAAACAAUCAAAGUAUUAGCGCACAGCCAGACCUGCCCUCCAGAAAUAUAACGAUUGAAAAACCAGUACUUCCUAUUAAACCUCAAACAUCUUAUAUAGAUUCAAAUCAAUGUCAGAUAACAACAGAUAUAUCGCAUUAUACAGAAUGUCAACCAAUUUAUGCCAAUUCGAUGGAACUGCUGAACGAUGAAUCAAAUGUCGCCUGUUCUGAGGGAUCUAUUACUCCAACAAAUGCCGAACGAUCUAAUAGUCCUACAUCUGAGAUGUUGCCCCAAAAUAGCAAAAAUUCAUCACUUAGUGCAUCGACAUUAGCUAUUCCCGUGCGUCCAUCGAAACCCCCUCCACCGCCUCCACUUCGCCGAACGUCAACCAUUUCCAAUCCAAAUGCCAUAACAUUGGGAACUUUAAAAAGUGUUGGCCUUAAUACCUAUGAAGAGAUCCAAAAUUUAACGUUAUCUCUACAGAAUCUCAGUGCUAUUGGGACUACAAAUCAUCCCAUUAGUCCCUAUAGUAAUUGUCCUCAAGAGGUUAUAUAUUGUAAUACAUCUCACUUAAUGUCAAACUCUACUUUGCAAACAAAUGCCAAUAAGAAUAGUGAAUAUCGAGCGGCGAAAAGUGUCUUUGAAAGUGUCUCUACACGUGAUCUACAACAACAACAACAACAACAGGCAAUAAUUCAUACGUCAGAAGAAGAUUCAUCGAUGCCAUUACCAGCGCCACCACCCGAAGCUUUUUCAGACAGUGAAACCAAUCAUCACAGUCAUCAUUACAAUAAGAUAACAAACGUUCACCGACAGUUUCUUGAAACUCUUAACACUAAAUUAGGACAAUUCAGUCCCGGAUCACAAGUCAGUCCACGUUUACCUAAAAGACGAAGUAUUUCGCUUUCUCGAGAAGAUGAAUAUAACUCAGAAAGUAAUUCAUCGAAUCGGUCCGCAACUCAAACCAUUCAGCAAACAUUGAUGUCAUUUAUGUCUGGCAAUCAUUCUCGUUGUUCAUCCACUUCCUCCACGUCGUCACGCCUUAGAAGACAAUCCCCAGAAACAGGACGUAAAAAAGGAUCUUUGACUUUGGCUUCUUGUGAUAGAGAGAGUCUAAUGGCUAGUCUUAAUGUAAGAUUAGCUCAAAGACAACAAAAUGAAAUCGCAAAGGCGGCCGCAGCUAAUGCUAUGCAACGAAAACAAUCCGUUCCUUUAGUUAAUGUCAAUCAAAACCAUUAUCCGACACAAAACACAUUUAAUGUUUCAAAUAUAUCACAAUCCAGUCAACAGCAUAACCAAGCAAUCAGUCAAAUGUCUUCACAUCAAAUGCAUCAACUUAUGCAACAACAACAACAACAGUUACAACAACAACAACAGUUACAACAACAACAACAGUCGCAACCACAAUCACAACAACAGAUUUAUGGUCCAGUUCUUCAUCAGCAACAACUUCAGAGAAGAAGCUCACAACCAUCGAUGGGACUCAAGAUAAUCAACACAACAACUAGACAACCAACGUCUGAAAGCUUAUAUGAAAAGCAAAGUACCGGCAGAUCUGCGAUGACACCAAAGACUAGCUGUGAACCGAAUGGACGUCCUUUAAUCGCCCAGACAUCUAGUGGUCAGCACUAUAUGACUGAUGUUUACGUCCGACAAACAACUCCAAUGAUUUCUGAAAACAAUAAUAAUUCUUAUUUAUCUCAAAAUGAAUCCACUAAAGACAUGAAGAGGUUGCCAUCAAAUACUGAAACCUUUGAUAACGCCAUUACCGCUCGUGUAAACUCUUGGUUUAAUUCGGUUCAAUUGCCACAAGAAGUGAAAUUAUAUCGCGAAUCACUAAUGGAUCAAAUAAGGCGAGGCAAGCAAUUACGUAAAGUAUAUUCUCCUAAUGAUAGGUCUGCGCCUAAGUUGACCUAAAAAUGUCGGUUUCAUUAUGUUUUUUAGUGUUCAAACAAAAUACAAAUCAAUAAUAAUUAAUGCAUUAAUUAGUUAUAUUUAAAACCUACUAAUACUCCAUUUAACAUAUCACACUUCAUAUCUAUAUAAAUAUUGAAAAAAGUGGAUUAAAUAUUUGACAAAUUGCCUUCAAUUUUGCUAUUUUUAACAUAAAUUUU